UCGCCGCCGCCGCCGCCUCAGGUGCGCCCUCCUGCGGCCAUGUUGGAGGCCCGCAGCUCCUGGCAGCUACGGCUACAAACAGCUGAUUUCAUUGUGUACCCAUGUGGUUGUUUUUCUCUGCUCUUUCUGGACAAAUAGCGGAUUGAUCAGUUUUUUAUAAAGCAUAUAUAACAAAAAAUAUUAAACAAGGGAAGCACAGAUUAAUCCUAAAAAAAAAAGACAAUUUUAAGCCCUUAUUGUUGCUGCAUGAGAUUGAGAUAUGAUUAGGAGCUUUCAAAAUAAGAUACAGAUGUGGGGGAAUUAAAAGCAAUUCAUGGGGUUCAGAGAUUGUUUUUGAAGAGAGGGUUUUUGUGUUUUUAUGCUCUAUUGACAUACUCUGUUUUAUGUCACUCACUUGUAAACACACUCACUUGUCUUAAAAUUAGAUCAGAAAAUGAAAUUAAACUAUUAAGCACCACACACUCUUUUGGUGAAAGAAGUUCUUUCAUCUGUCAGUCUUGCAAACGUCCCGGAUCGGGUUCUUCAAGUUUUUUUUUUCCGUCUUCUUGGCCGCCGUGACCCAUCUUUUGCCUUAAUGGUUGACUUAUUUCCCAGCCUGAGCAAAUAUGUCAGAUAUGGUAUUGCCACCAUAACAUACAACCUCGUGGGGUGGAGUUGUGUGUGAGAGGGCACUGAGUUCGGUCUAACUCGAAACACCCCCAGACAGCCAGCCCAGGGAUUGGAAAGAGCCUGGCCAACAUCCCCCUCAGUCCAGAGACGGCCCAGGACCAGGAGAGACGAAUCCGUCGCGAGAUCGCCAACAGCAACGAACGCCGGCGCAUGCAGAGCAUCAACGCGGGCUUCCAGUCACUCAAAACACUCCUGCCCCACACAGACGGGGAGAAACUCAGCAAGGCGGCCAUCCUGCAGCAGACGUCAGACUACAUCUUCACCUUGGAGCAGGAGAAGACGCAGCUCCUGGCACAGAACAACCAACUCAAACGCUUCAUCCAGGAGUUCAGUGGUUCAUCGCCGAAGAGGAGGCGAGCAGAGGAGAAGGAUGAAGGGAUCGGGUCUCCAGACACACUGGAGGAGGAGAAGGUCGAGGAGCUGAGGAGGGAAAUGUUAGAGCUGCGACAGCAGCUGGACAAGGAGCGCUCGGCCCGUAUGCAGCUGGAGGAGCAGAUGCGUUCUCUGGACACCCAGCUGCACCCAGAGCGUCUGAAGGUCAUCACCCAGCAGGUGGAAGAGGAGCAGGCACUCAUCCAAAGCCAGACGCUGUUACGGCUGAAGCAGAUCCACGCCGCUGACAGACAAACUCACAGUCCACAGGUGCUGGCUCAUCCCGCCCCAACCCAUCACCCCACCGUCAUCGUCCCAGCUCCGACACUAACCCAGCAGCCCCACCAUCACGUCACCGUGGUGACCAUGAGCCCAUCUGUCCACACCAGCACUGUGUCCACGUCCAGACAGAACCUGGACACUAUUGUGCAGGCCAUCCAGCACAUCGAACGCACUCAGGAGAGGAGAGCCAGCGCCGAGGAGGAGCAGAGACGAGCCGUCAUCGUCAGCCCCGCCCACGCAGCCAUGGACACCGCCUGCUCAGACACGGACACCGACACAGAGGGGGAGGACUGCUCGAUGAACUGAUCCACCCUACGAACAAACACGCACACACACACACUCACUCACACACACACACACACACACACACACUUCAAAUGCCUACUCACUGUAAGAUUCCCUCCAGGAGCUCGACUACUUUUUAAAAAGAAAAUCUGUCUUUGGCAUUAUCCAAAACUCCUAAAUCCAGUGGUUAAGCUCGGUGUCAGUCUUGUACUGUAAAAUCUCUGAAGAUUGAAAACAUAGGACGGUCAGUGUGCACAGGAGGCCCUGUGGGAUUUCUAGAGGCUGUUUUUCGAUGUCCGAACCGGUCUGUCGCUACUUGAAAACUUAAGGGUCUCCUCAUGUAAACAGCUGUCGGCAUCUGUCUGUCCCUCUUCUUUGUGUUUAUAUGUGCUGCGUAACAGUCACCGAUUCAGUUAUCCGUCGAACGCGGACACACUGACAGUAUUAUUUGUGCUACAAAUUGGUGGAUUUAGUGUAAUGGAGAGUUGAAUGUAACAACACAAUAAGCAAGCAGCUCUUGGUUCUGAAAAAGGGACGUGGAGUCGCAGUCAUUUCUUCCCCAGUCUUACUUUUGUGUUUUAUUAUUUUCCCCAGUCCUUUUAUUCUUGUGCCAGUGGCCAUGAAAUCCAACUUAAACUACAACUGAGGGCAUUUCUAAAUUUAAAAAAAUUGGGGGGGAAAUACACACUUAAACGUAGAGUUAACUUCAAGAUACACGUGGACAGAUAUUCUGUCUCAUUUACUUGAGAAAAAAAACAAGUAGAAAUAAGCCCUUAAAAAUAAGCUGUUGAACAAUUUACAUUGAUCAUGUUUUGAUGUUCAUGUUUUUGUUACUGAAUUUUGAAAGUGAACAAGUUGUUAUAUUGAGAUUAACAACUUAAACGUGUAGGUUUGUCAGGUUUCCGCAGGGAACCGGAGGCCUUCACAUGAAUUCAUGACCACAGUUGGCCCGUUCGUUGCUGGUGAUAGUGGUUAUAGCUCACACAACUUUUAAAAAAACAAAAACAAAAGAGAGAUAACCAAAUGUUGGUUUGUUGCUUGGAAACAUUAACAGGCAUUUUGUAACUGUCUGCUAUCAAUUUUUCACGAAUCUCGUACAAUGUCACGGAAUCAGACUCUGUGUUUGCGUGAAAAUAUUUAAGUUUAGCGGAUGUAGAAAAUCUGAGGAGCAGAUUUCGAUGAUUCACAUGCGAGCGAAGCAUGAAGGCUUCCAGAGUUCCCUCCAGACUUCAGUCCAUCUCCUGGUCUCGGUUUGUUGAAUUUCAGUGACUAUGCACUAGAGUUUUUGCUAUUUAUGCAAACCCA
This is a messenger RNA of Scophthalmus maximus (turbot), 2913 nucleotides long. Its product is annotated as transcription factor AP-4-like. Gene Ontology annotation, molecular function: DNA-binding transcription factor activity, RNA polymerase II-specific; protein dimerization activity; RNA polymerase II cis-regulatory region sequence-specific DNA binding. Gene Ontology annotation, biological process: regulation of transcription by RNA polymerase II. NCBI's taxonomy places the organism in Eukaryota, Metazoa, Chordata, Actinopteri, Pleuronectiformes, Scophthalmidae. The transcript has 7 exons. The record is from RefSeq and is a predicted model, not a curated record. Gene Ontology annotation, cellular component: nucleus. Bases 820 to 1629 code for a protein of 269 amino acids.